Rhizopus microsporus ATCC 52813 is the source of this 707-nucleotide messenger RNA. Its product is annotated as histone-fold-containing protein. The record is from RefSeq and is a predicted model, not a curated record. Gene Ontology annotation, molecular function: DNA binding; protein heterodimerization activity; structural constituent of chromatin. The transcript has a single exon. Bases 312 to 707 code for a protein of 131 amino acids. Lineage: Eukaryota; Fungi; Mucoromycota; Mucoromycetes; Mucorales; Rhizopodaceae. Gene Ontology annotation, cellular component: nucleosome.
CUGCAACUCUACUACAAAUUUCCAAAAAAGGAUAUCCUGGGUUAAAAAACAAAUAAACAAUAAAAGUAAAAAAAUACAAGUAAAACGCGCGAUUAAACACGUUUUAUCGCGUGGAUAGAGCAAAACAAAUCAAUCCACAGAAUAAAAUUUUUUGGUGUUUGUUGAAGAACCUUUUUGUUUUUUUUCUCCAGACAGACAAGGUGUGGAUGGUAGUGCUGAGCUUGAAAUUGUUUUUCAUAUAAAUAACCAUUCUUGUUUUUUGAUUUUUUUUUUUCCUACUUUCAAAAAACAAAGAAUAACAUAUAAUAACAAUGUCUGGUGGUAAAUCUGGUGGUAAAUCUGCAGCUGGCUCCAAGUCUCAAACCCGUUCUUCCAAGGCCGGUCUUCAAUUCCCUGUCGGUCGUAUUCACCGUCUCCUUCGUCGUGGUAACUAUGCUCAACGUGUUGGUGCUGGUGCUCCCGUCUACCUUGCUGCCGUUCUUGAAUACCUCGCUGCUGAAAUUCUUGAAUUAGCUGGUAACGCUGCUCGUGAUAACAAGAAGUCUCGUAUCAUCCCUCGUCACCUUCAGUUAGCCAUCCGUAAUGAUGAAGAAUUGAACAAGCUUCUUGGUCAUGUUACCAUUGCUCAAGGUGGUGUUCUUCCUAAUAUCCAUGCUUCCUUAUUGCCUACCAAGUCAAAGAAGGCUGGUGCUUCUCAAGAACUCUAA